AUGUCUAUGAAGAAUGUGAAAGGUGCAGCAUUAGAGCCAUUUCAAACUAAUAAUGAGGAGGAGGAAUCAGAGGAGGAAGGAGAGUAUAACAAAGUAACAGAAGAGGUGACAGCGCAGGUUUGCUUGCCAGCUAAAACAGUAAAAGAAGGAAGUGCAAUCAAGAAGGGACCAAAAGAACCUUAUGCAGAUUUUAUAAUCAGAUUACAAGAGUCUCUAAAAAAGGUGAUGGCAAAUUCAGCUGCUCAGACACUGUAUACUUCAGCCCAAAAAGCAGAGCUUGCAGCUGUAAUUGAAGUCUUAACUGCUUUUGAGAUGCCUGUGAAUGUAGCUUCUGAUUCUUCAUAUGUGGUUCAUUCUACACAAUCAAUUGAAAAUGCUCAGCUUCGAUUUAAUACAGAUGAACAACUGAUGAGUUUAUUUAUCCAGUUACAAAUUGCAAUUAGAAAUAGAACGCACCCUUUUUACAUCACUCAUAUUAGGCUUCACACACCUCUUCCAGGACCUUUAACUGCAGGGAAUCAAACGGCUGAUUGCUUAGUGGUGACAGCAUUGUUAAAUGCUGACAUUUCACACUUUGACCCAAUCUGCAGAUGUGGAUCCCGAAUCCUGCAAGAAGUAGCCCACUGUGACAAAGCUGCCCUUGCCUUUACUGCUUUGCACAGCAUAUCUUCCCAAAGAUCUUGGCCACUAUGGACUACAAUCGUUAUUUUUCUUGGAGUGGUGGCAAUCUUGGGAGUAACUAUUGGUCUUCUUGUUCAUUUUCUGGCAGUUGACAAGAUUUACUAUUAUCAAGGUGAUUUUCAUAUUUCUGGAGUAACAUACAAUGAUAAUUGUGAAAAUGCAGGUUCACAAGCCAGCACAAAUCUAAGCAAAGAUAUUGAGACUAAGAUGUUAAAUGCAUUUCAAAAUUCCAGCAUAUAUGAGGAAUAUGUCAAAUCUGAGGUCAUUAAACUUCUGCCUAAUGCUAAUGGCUCAAAUGUACAGUUACAGCUGAAAUUCAAGUUUCUUCCAGCAAAGAGAGUUAGCAUGAGAACUAAAAUCAAGGCUAUAUUACACCAGAUGUUGAAAGACAACAUGGCAUCCUGGAAUGCAGUUCCUGCUUCCAUUGAACUCAUGGAAAUCAGCAAAGCUGCUUCUGAAAUGCUCACCAACAGCUGUUGUGGGAGGCAACUAGCCAACAGUAUCAUAACUGGCAACAAAAUUGUGAAUGGAAAAAAUGCCCAGGUGGGGGCGUGGCCAUGGCAGGCCAGCAUGCAAUGGAAAGGCCGUCACUACUGUGGAGCCUCUCUGAUCAGCAGCAGGUGGCUGUUAUCUGCAGCUCACUGCUUUGCUAAGAGAAACAAUUCAAAAGAUUGGACUGUCAACUUUGGAACUGUAGUAAAUAAACCAUAUAUGACACGGAAAGUACAAAACAUUAUUUUUCAUGAAAAUUAUAGCAGUCCUGGGCUUCAUCAUGAUAUUGCCCUCGUACAGCUUGCUGAAGAAGUUUCUUUUACAAAGUACAUUCGUAGCAUUUGUCUUCCUGAAGCCAAAAUGAAGCUCUCACAAAAUGACGAUGUUGUAGUUACAGGGUGGGGAACACUUCAUAUGAAUGGUGCAUUUCCAGUGAUACUUCAAGAAGCCUUUUUGAAGAUUAUUGACAACAACAUUUGCAAUGCCCCAUAUGCAUUGUCUGGCUCUGUGACCGAUACAAUGCUGUGUGCUGGAUUUAUGUCAGGAGCAGCUGAUGCAUGUCAGAAUGAUUCUGGUGGACCACUAACUUAUCCUGAUUCCAGAAAUAUCUGGCAUCUUGUUGGAAUAGUAAGCUGGGGUGAUGGAUGUGGGAAAAAGAAUAAGCCAGGUGUCUAUACUCGAGUGACUUCUUAUCGCAAUUGGAUCACAUCCAAGACUGGACUCUGAAAGAAAGUAAUUAUACAAAGGAACAUAAAGACAACUGCAGGCUAUCCUUAUCUGUGGCUUUGGGAUCUUUUGAUUUUGAUUGUUGGUAAACCAAUCAUUUUAUAUACAAAAAUAUAAAUCUCUUUAUUAAUAUUUUGUUAUAUCCAUGACACUGUCCAUGCAUUUAUUAAUCUUUUAAAUUAAUGUAAAAGAUAGGAAGAGGCUGGGUGCAGUGGCUCAUGCCUGUAAUCCUAGCACUUUGGGAGCCAAGGUGGGUGGAUUGCUAGAGCCCAGGAGUUUGAGGCCAGUUUGGGAAACAUGGCUAAAUCUGUGUUUAAACAAAUACAAUAAUUUACUAGGCAUGAUAGCAUGCACCUGUAGUCCCAGCUAUUCAAGAGAUUGAGGUUGGGGAAUUGCUUGAGCCCAGCAGAUCGAGGCCUCAGUGAUCUGUGACUGCACCACCACUGCACUCUAGUCUGGGAAACACAGUGAGAUCCUGUUUCCAACAACAAACCAACCAACAAACAAACCAAAAACAGGGGAAGAAAAGAAAGAAGGCUAAUAUAUAAUUUUUUUUAACAACCGAGUUCUGAUUCAUUUUACCUUUAUAUUCAGAAUUAACCUUAAUUUGUUUUCCAGAAUCAAAAGAAAUAAAAAAAUAAAUUUGUUAGUAUGAGAACAUAUAUAGCAGAUUUAUCAGAUGUGUUACUUUUCAUUAUGUCAAUUAUAAUUUCAUUUGUUAAACUGGAAUAUGUGAGCCAAACAAUGUACAUCCAUUUUUUUAAUUAUGUGAAAUAAUUCAUGUACCUCAUAAAAUCAUGCAAUCUUUCAGUGAAAAAGGAGUAUCAGAGGUCCAGCUAGACUGAGUCUUUCAAUUUAUACAUCAAGAAACUGAAGACCAGAGAAGAGAAAUGAUUUGCUUAAAGUCACUCUCCAUUAUGUAUGAUAAGUUGAUAAAUUUAUCCUUACACAAAUUUGUCCUCAUUGAGUUUAGAUCCAAAAUGUAUCAUAAAUUAAAGGAUGACUUUUAAGUUGCAAUUAUUUAUAUAGCAUUUUCUUCAUAUUCAUUUUUUGUCAUUUGUUUACUUUCUCUUGCAGCAAAAAUAGCAUGAGGUGAUCAGUGGCAGAGAACUGUGUGGCAUCUCCUUAUAGUAAAAAUGCAAUCUUAGAGAGGGCUAACUUUGCAAUCUCCACAAACAAUUUACCUUUUGUAAUUUUCUAAAUGUAAAAGUCACCACAAAUUUAAUGGGCAUUAAAAUAAACUAAGAAAAAAAAAAAACUCAUUUCUUCA
This is a messenger RNA of Callithrix jacchus (white-tufted-ear marmoset), 3169 nucleotides long. Its product is annotated as transmembrane serine protease 11B. The record is from RefSeq and is a predicted model, not a curated record. Gene Ontology annotation, molecular function: serine-type endopeptidase activity; nucleic acid binding; RNA-DNA hybrid ribonuclease activity. Gene Ontology annotation, biological process: proteolysis. Lineage: Eukaryota; Metazoa; Chordata; Mammalia; Primates; Cebidae.